UUACUCUUUUAAACAAGUGCAUCAGUUAAGUGAAUAUUAGAAUGAGUGAAACAUUCAAAACUCCUUUAAAAGUUAAAAAAGGUGCCAAAUUGCGAAGCACUAUUGAAAUCCCAGCUUCACCAUAUCUAAAACAAAUCGGCUUUGGGACUGGAGUAGCAGUCUAUGAACUAGAAAGGUCUCCCAUAUCCAAUAAAGCACAAUCACCUUGGGCAAUCAAGAAACUAAUAAAAAGGAAUAAAAAGAAUGAAGAGCUUAAUGAAAGACUGAUAGGGGAAGCCAAUGUGUUGAAAAAAUUAAAUCACAAAAAUGUAGUUGGUUUUAGGGCUUUCCUCAGAGGUUCGGAUGGUAGAAAUGUGCUGGCAAUGGAAGAAUGUAGUUCAUGUCUUGGAGACAUGAUAGAACAAAGACCAGAGUCCAAAUUGCCCCCAUAUGAGUCUGCUACUAUUGAAAAAGUGGCUCAAGAUGUAGCCUGUGCACUGGACUAUCUGCACAACACUGCCUUAAUUUUACACUGUGAUGUUAAAUCAUAUAAUGUUUUGGUAAAGGGUGACUUUGCAAUUUGUAAAUUGUGUGACUUUGGAGUGUGUUUACCUUUGAAACCUAAUGGACUGUUAGAUGAGACGAAAGCAGGAGAAGAUGCAGCUUUCAUUGGAACACCAGCAUGGAGUGCCCCAGAAAUUCUAUCCUAUCCUCAGGUAAUCACUGCAAAAGCAGAUAUCUAUGCUUAUGGCCUAAUAAUAUGGGAGAUGAUUGCAUUGAUGCCUCCAGCUGAUGAGGAGAUUUUAGAUAAUCUGGAUGAAUCCAUGGACACAAGUGUGGAAAUUAGCAGCAAUAGAAUGAGACCUCCUCUUCCUGAUGUUGAUUUAACUGAGGACUACACAUUUGUGUUGGAAAUUUACUUUUGUUGCACUCAUGAGAUUCUUCAAGAGAGACCCAGUGCAGCCAAUUUAAUCACUUUGUUUAAUAAUAAAAUUUAAAUUGUCACUGUGUAUUUCUAGAGUGCACAAGUUGUAAAAGAUAUAAAUUUUUAAAUGUAUUGUUAAACAUGAUUAAAAAUUUCUUCAAAAUAUGAAUACAAUAAUUUUAAUGUUUAAUAUCAUUAUUAACUGUAUCUUGUAAUGAAUUAUAUUAAUAAAAGUAUGACUGAUAUAAAAUUUAUUUAUAUUUAAAAUAAUUAUG
Aethina tumida (small hive beetle) is the source of this 1179-nucleotide messenger RNA. Its product is annotated as lymphokine-activated killer T-cell-originated protein kinase. Gene Ontology annotation, molecular function: protein kinase activity; ATP binding. The transcript is spliced from 3 exons. The record is from RefSeq and is a predicted model, not a curated record. Gene Ontology annotation, biological process: protein phosphorylation. Bases 42 to 977 code for a protein of 311 amino acids. NCBI's taxonomy places the organism in Eukaryota, Metazoa, Arthropoda, Insecta, Coleoptera, Nitidulidae.